Molecule: messenger RNA, 882 nt
Organism: Priceomyces carsonii
Lineage: Eukaryota; Fungi; Ascomycota; Pichiomycetes; Serinales; Debaryomycetaceae
Exons: 1
Coding region: 1-882 (293 amino acids)
Source: RefSeq, a predicted model, not a curated record
AUGAGUAUAAAGCAAAGAAGUUAUCAAGAGGCUACGAAUGUACUACAACGACAAGCUGGUUUUCUAAAUAUUACAAAUCUAAGUCUGUAUUUCUUAUCGAGAGCACAAAAAAUGAUAGGUCUAGUACUGACGAGUAUGAUUCUGCCACAAAAGACAGUUAAGAACGAAGACGAAAACAUGGAUAGUUUGCUUCCUUUUGAGGAAUGCAGUCUUAUGCCGUGUGAAGAAGAAGCUGAAUACAAAAUGGAAGAAGAAUUGCAAGAUAGCGGUAUAACCUUAAGUAAGCAAGCAAUUGAAUAUUACUCUCCAACUUUUCACCAAGAAUAUACGACAGCGAAAGGAAGCACACCUACAGAACAAAACAUGACUUCAGGAGCUCCGAUAAAUCCACAAUACCCAACAUCCUAUUUCUCUUCUACACAAAAGGAGAAUGGCUCAGAUAUCUAUGAGGAAAUCGUUGAUAUCAUUAAUGCAGAGUUGCAAAAUUUGGAACUAGACAUCUUCAAUGAAUAUGAAGGUGUGGAAUUGGGUCUGACGGACCCUCUUGCUGUAAUAACAAAUGACCGGAACAUCUCAGAAUCAGAAAAUCUCAUGUCAUCCAACAUCCAAACUGUGCUAUCAAGCUCUACCUCUCUCGAUCAGGUUUCUGCACUUUUCUCUCGGGCGCCGAUACAAUCCAAUUCUGGAAAAUCGUUUGUCUCAUUAGUUCAAAUCCCUGAGCACACGAAGAAGACGACACCAAAGAGAAAAAAGCACACGGAGGAGAAUAUUAGCAUUUCGCUCAUAUCUAACAGCCCAUUUAGAGACAAAAAGGGUUCCAAAGGACGGAAGAAGUUAGUAAGACAAAAAAAGAGGUGCAAGACAUCUUAUAUUAGCAAUUAA